UCCAAAAUGGGAAACGGGGUGUGCUCCCGGAGGCAGCGGAGGAUCUUCCAAUGUCUCCUGAUAGUCACGGUGGUCUGUGGCGUGAUGUACGGGGGCAUGUUAUCGUAUGAGACGCAGCAACAGCUCAAAAGGACGGAGGCAAUGGCACUGAAGUACCAGCAACACCAAGAGUCACUGUCGGCGCAGCUCCAAGUGGUGUACGAGCAUCGCUCCAGGUUGGAGAAGUCCCUGCAGAAAGAGAGGUUAGAGCACAAAAAGGCCAAAGAAGAUUUUCUGCUUUAUAAAGUUGAAGCACAACAGUCACUAAACAAAGAAAAGCAAGACUCCAGUGGCAAAUUCAACUCUUUACAAGUGCAGCAUCAGAUGUUAAAGAACCAGCAUGAAGACCUGAAGAAGCAGUAUUACGAGCUGCAUGAGCAGCACCAAGCGCAGCAAGAGGGCCAUAACCGGUUGCUGGAAGAACAUAAAGAUCGCUAUGAGAAACUACAGCAAGCCAAAGAGACGGAGCUCUCUCACCUCAAAGAGAAUGUCUAUAACCUGAGAGAGGAAAAUAAACAACUGAGGAAGUCCCACCAUGACAUUCAUAUACAACUACAGGAUGCACAGGUUCAGCAUCAGGACCUGAAGGCAGCCCACCAGCAUCUUGCACUGACACUGCAAGGCCACAAGAGUGCGCUGGCUGCAGCUCAGGUGCAGGUGGAAGAAUACAAGCAGCUGAAGGAGAGACUGAACAGAGCACCCAGUCUGAGACAGCCUGAGCAAAACCCCACCUCCCGGCAGCCACAGGUAAUUGCUACAGCACCCAAGUCCCAUGUCCAUGAAGCCCAGCGUUCUAUGAUGAUGCCACAGCCACAUAAAGAGGAGCAUGCCCAUGAAGAUCACCAGAACGCUGCGACCAUGGUGGAGGAGGUGCACGUGCAGUCCGAGAGCAAAUCCCACCACACCUUGUCAAAAAAAGACGAGGAUCAAGAGGGAGAGGCAGAGAGGAGGAGGGAGCUGGCCGAAGAGGAGAUGGCUCAAGCAGGACAGCCUCAGAAACUUGAGGAGGACCCGGAUCAAGCACAGGAUGAGCAACAGGAGGAGGGGGAGGGGACAGAACAGGAACGGCCAGACGAGAACGCCUUAGACCACCAGAGGCGUCAGUCACAGCUGGAUCCCCACGCGGAGCAGCAUCGGGAAGAGGCAAACGCCCACGUGGAGCAUGUGAAGUCAGCCUAUGAGCAGCAGCAGGAGCAGCAGCACCUGGAGGCUCAGAGGGCCGAGGAACGCAGGCAGCUCCAGAUGCGACAGGAGGCACUGCAGGCCCAGAGGGACAGGGUUCUGAAGGAGAGGGAGCAGAGGCUGAAGGAGGCGCAGGAGAGAGAGGAGCAGCAGCACAGGGAGGCAGACAGACGGGAGAAGCUGCUGAGAGAGGAACAGCAAAGGAAGAGGACUGAGUAUGAGAACAAUAACGUUGCCCAAGAAGGAGAGGACCAUCACAAUGUCAAUGAAGAGAGAGAUGCUCAUAUGUUGCAUGAAGAAGAGGAGAACCAAGGAGCGGCUCACAUCAUGCCACCACAUCAGCAGGGUGCUGUAGAUGCUGAGCUUGACCCCGAGGAUGACCCCAACAACCAGGGAGAGGACGAGUUUGAGGAGGACGAGCGGCUGCAGCACAGGGUUGCAGAAGAGGAAGAGGAGGUGGUGGUGGAGGAAGAGGAGCCAGCAGCACCAGCCCGCAACACAGGCGCACACCCAGGCCCCAAACAGCAUGUUGUAGAGGAGGAAUUGGUGAUGGCAGGAAAUCCAGAUCAACAGGAAGACACACUGGAUGACCAGUACCAGGAGGAAGCAGAGGAUGAGGCCCAGGAGGACAUAGCUGGUGGGCAGAAGAGAGAGGAGGUGGAGCAGGAAGGAGAGGAUCCAUAUAACGAGGAGAACACAGAGCAGGAUGAAGUAAAAAACCAGGAGGGACUCAGAAAAGUGGGGGAUCACAGAAAAGGUGUGGCGGCUAAUGAGGAAGAGAAUUAUGAGGAAGAAGAAGAGGGGGUAGAGGCUGAUACGGCUGGUCGAAACAAGGGGACCAAUCGGAGGGCAGAGAUGUAGGACGGACGCAGACAUUGAACAGUUACAGUGCCUUUUCAGCUGCCUGUAGAGCCUAUCAGGUUUUUCUUUCCCUCGUUUCCCAAAGGAAUAAUACCAGCCAUCCAUUCAGAACUCCAGGUAGGAAAAUCUUGGGAUAUUAUGCCUGGAAGAUGGAAUGCUCUUCCAAAUGUUGUGGUUGGAACUGAUCAGCUUACACUAUGGAAAUGGACCAAUUUUAUAGGAUGGAAAUGGGAUAUAUAUCAUGUUGUUGUUAUUUUUCUUCUGUUUAAAAUCAUGUGCUUUUCUGUCCACGUGUCUGCCUCAUUACCUGUAUGGUGGUGUUUUUUUUGUCUUUUUUUUUUUUUUUUUUUUUUAAAGAGCACACAUGCAGAGAAUAUAUUUUUAAUGUGCUGUCUUUGUGUAAAGAAAGCAAAAAUAAAUUGUUAUUCUAAUGGUGUCAUGUUCAGGCCUUUAUAUGUUUUAUGCAAACAGUUGCAUUCUUUGUUGAGCGCGAGUUCUGAUUUACACUACAUCUUGCCUUCUGAUCGAUCAAGUCCUUUUCUGUUAUUUAUUGUUAAAUAUAACAUCUCAGACAAUCAUUAAAAGGUACAACAUGUCUUUUUUGUUGAUUGAACAUUACCAACUUCUUGGAGUUGAUACAGAGGAGCUUUUUCACUGGAUGUCUCUGCAAAUGUCAAUCCAAAAGACAUUUCUGGUGAAGCCAUUCUGUGCCGGUAGUGUAACAUUGACAUGUGCCUCCAUUCUUGGAAACCUCUUAUACUUGUUAGUCAUUUUACAUUGCAGUAGGACAGGAGAGAUAAGAGUGUGCCAGUUAGUACUGAACCUCUCAACAUAUUGCUUCAGAAUAGUCUUAACAUUAAGGCUAGUUCAUGUUGCCUGCUGGUGUGAAUUUAAUAAAUUCUAACUGCAAUUUAAUGCAACGUAUUUAGUCUACUGGAUAGUAUAUAGCACAACAUAAGCUACCUAUUAUAUAUUGUUCCACAAGUUAUAUUUGAUAGAAAAGAGUUGGAUUUUGGUUUUAUUGAACCAUGUUUGUCACCUGAAUGGUGUAAAGAGGGAUUUCAUGUAAUUGUAAUUAUGUUCUCUAAUUCUGCUCUUUGACCUUUUGUGAAGACCCCAUUUAAAGUUCACAGUAGUCUCCAACAGAGCUGCUGGUGGUCACUCAAAACUUGCAAUUAAUAUUAGGACUGUGAACUGUCUGGAAUGUGACGGUACAUUAGGCUGUGUUGAAUGUUAGGACGGGGCGCCAUUUUUGGAAGUAUGCGCUGUAUUUACCUGCAUACAUUUUUGUUUUGUUUGGCUAGAACAAAGUUGCUUAAAUUGUUUAAUUCUGAAUUUACUAGACGGAUGACACCAGCACUACCGAUGAAUCUAUUUCUGUCCUGUCUGU
Molecule: messenger RNA, 3472 nt
Organism: Monopterus albus (swamp eel)
Lineage: Eukaryota; Metazoa; Chordata; Actinopteri; Synbranchiformes; Synbranchidae
Gene: golim4a
Product: golgi integral membrane protein 4a
Exons: 16
Coding region: 7-2082 (691 amino acids)
Cellular component (GO): Golgi membrane; Golgi apparatus
Source: RefSeq, a predicted model, not a curated record